Messenger RNA from Paramecium pentaurelia, 264 nucleotides. NCBI's taxonomy places the organism in Eukaryota, Ciliophora, Oligohymenophorea, Peniculida, Parameciidae. The record is from the annotation of a GenBank genome assembly.
AUGAAGUAAGGCUGUAACAAGAUAAGUCAUGAUGAGAGCCUUAGUAUUUUAUCCAUUUUUACUCAACCUUUAAUAUAUAUUGAUUUUAAGAAAAUUAUGGACUUAUUUAUUCCAUUUUCUAUUUAAUUAUCCAAAGCCAUCAGCAUUCCACCAAUCUUCAUAAAAAAUGAUAUUUUCAGCUUGUGUGAUUUCUUUGAAUAAACCUAGAAGAUAAUCAAAAAUUAAAUAGUGAUUGACAACAAUAAGAAUACCUAAUCUAAAUGA